Molecule: messenger RNA, 1173 nt
Organism: Arabis nemorensis
Lineage: Eukaryota; Viridiplantae; Streptophyta; Magnoliopsida; Brassicales; Brassicaceae
Source: the annotation of a GenBank genome assembly
AUGGCGACGGAAUCAAUCUGCUUCAAUCUCGUAUCUUUAGCGAGGUUUACGAAAAACCCAUCAAUUCAAUUUCGUAAAAGUAGAAAACUUUCUUGUCGAUUUGGUGUACUCUGCUCAAAGACAUCUGAUUAUCAAGAUUUUCAGAGUUAUGCAAGACCUUUACGUCUCUUACCAGUAGAAGAAGUGAAAGUUUAUAGAGAGAAUCAAUCUCUCACUGUGAGUGAAUGUCGGUCUCUUUAUAAAGUUAAGCUGGAGACAAGUAAUUUGUUCGGUUCAGGGAUUAGUGAUAUGAAUGCUAGAGUUCUUGUAUGCUUGAUAGACGAAAAGGGUGAUUCGAUAUUACAGAUAAUACCUGCAAAUUUGGCAAGCAAUGAAUCUUUGGAUCCAGAGGUUGUUGAGAAUGGUGAAAGCUUUAAGUUUCAGAGAGGUUCUGUUGAUGAGUUCACAUUCGAAGGACCGAAACUCGGCAAAAUCAGAGCUUUUUGGAUCAGUCUUGAGUCUGGUCAAUGGAGAGUUGGAGGAGUGAGCUUGUGGGUUGUUGAAGGACCUUUUCUUGGUGAAACCGAUGCAGAAACUUACUGUUACCGAUAUGAUUUUGAAGUCGAUGAAAUCUUGCUUGGAGAGAGCAAUGACUUAUCAAUGGUGGAACUCAGGCCUACUCGUAUCACUCAACUCACUGACCCUGAUCAAGUCUCUUUGUCUUCGGCUCUGACUCUUGAUCGUAAAGUUGUUUCCAACGAGGAAAGCAUGGAAGAAUAUGCAAACUUGAAACUCUCUCUGUUACUCUACGAUGCAAUUCUCGUCCUUCUUGGAAGUUUACUCUUUUCAUUCUCACUAGGCGAGAAUUCCGCCAUUGCAUUUUUCUUCGGUGGAACAAUGGGAUUUUUCUACUUGCUGCUCCUACAGAGAUCAGUCGAUGAACUUCAAGCGCCAGGAACCUCUGCUUCCCAAAACUCCAAUCAAAUACUCAGCGGAAGACUCAAGAUUCCGGUUUUGAGCCUUGUAUUGGCCACGGGAUUGUCGGUUUUAGCCGUUAGAGGUUACACUGGCGAAGAUCUCACUGCAUUUGCAGUUACACCAAGAGAGAUUGUGGUAGGGACUUUCGGGUUUCUUGUGUGCAAAGUAGCCGUUGUUUUGGCUGCCUUCAAGCCCUUCAAAGAUGAGUCUUCUUAA